AUGCUGUCCUCCAGACUCAGCAGCACACUGUUGCUCGCAGCAACAUGUGUACUCAUGACUUCAGGCUUUGCUAGAGCUGGUCCUUUAGCCCACUUCCCAGUGUCAACAGAGAGGGUGAUCACCUGUGACAGCCUUGACAAUGUACAACGCCUGAGCUGUGAGAAUGCAGUGAUCAUUGUGCAGUCAGUUCUGUACGGAAGGACAGAUGCAGAAACCUGCAGUGAGGGGAGACCUGCCGAACAGCUUAAAAAUACACAAUGUUCCCAGGAUGGCUCCCUGAAGGUCGUCAAGAGCAGAUGUGAUGGUCAGAAGGUGUGUGAAAUAAAUACAAACCUCUUCCGUACUUCUGAUCCGUGCUACGGCAUUUACAAAUACGUGGACACCACCUACGCCUGCUUCCCAGCCAUCCACAGUGUGACAUGUGAGGAUUCUCUGGCAAACCUUCAGUGCGAUGAAGGACAGGUUUUACUUAUUCACGGAGCUGAUUACGGACGUCAUGAUGCAACUACAUGCUCUUUCAAUCGUCCAGCCUCUCAGCUCCAAAAUGUCCAAUGCUCAAAGCAAAUAACCAAAGUAGCCGAGAGCUGUAACGGGAAAAGCAGCUGUACUGUCAAAGUGAGCGGCUCUGUGUUUGGAGACCCAUGUUAUGGCACCUACAAGUACCUGGAGGUGGUUUACAGCUGUCACUGCCUGACCGGAGGGCAAGAGGUGGUUGCCAUGGCAAUGGGAGUGUUGCUUGCAAAACGGUCAUCUCUAUAUAAGAAGAUGUGCAGAGGCAGAAACACCAGCCGAUAUCAGACCUAA
Messenger RNA from Pelmatolapia mariae (spotted tilapia), 804 nucleotides. RefSeq names its product L-rhamnose-binding lectin CSL2-like. Lineage: Eukaryota; Metazoa; Chordata; Actinopteri; Cichliformes; Cichlidae. The transcript is spliced from 9 exons. The record is from RefSeq and is a predicted model, not a curated record. Gene Ontology annotation, molecular function: carbohydrate binding. Bases 1 to 804 code for a protein of 267 amino acids.